Molecule: messenger RNA, 3279 nt
Organism: Aspergillus calidoustus
Lineage: Eukaryota; Fungi; Ascomycota; Eurotiomycetes; Eurotiales; Aspergillaceae
Source: the annotation of a GenBank genome assembly
AUGUAUGAGCCAUUUUAUCUUCCAUUUGACGCCUAUCCCAGCGUGGUCCCCCGUGUGAGGGUACGAGGCGUCAUGGCUCUCUUUCUGGCAGUCAGCAUCCUCUGGGCUCUGAGCUGGCUUCUGUAUCGGGCGUGGCAGGUCUGUCAGACACCCAAUGAGGUGCUGAUUGAAAAACUUGGUUUGGAUAUCCCUCCGCCACCAGAAGUUACGCUGGAAGAGAUAACCGCUCGCGAGAUCCGAAUUGCUUGGAAACAACCAGAGUUUCACAACUCUAUUCACAAGCAUAUAAUACAGGUAAAUGGCGCAAAAGUGGGUGAAUCCAAACGAGCCGAAACCGCCGUCGAAAUCCAGAAUCUUAUUCCAGGAAGCAUAUAUCACAUAUGCGUCCUCUCGAUCAGCGCCGCCAAUUUCCAUACCCCCAGUGCAGUGAUCCACGUGCGCACCAAAUCCCUUCCGGCAUCUCAAUCUGAAGAAAAUGCUCCGUCGACAGGUCCUACGAUCCGGGCCUCAGUUCCCCGGUCGACUGCUGGACUUCCGACUCCUUCGGCGCCACUGAUGGCCCGCGAACAUAGUGGGGGUCCGAUGCAGGGGAAGCGAUCAUCGGUUGGGCGUAGACAGUCCCCCGCCGCCGGCAAUACAGACCUUUCGCACAGUCAUCCGGAGAGUAUGCAGCAUCACAAUGCUGCCUAUGAUCAAGACGAAGACAUCUCUCGGCUAGCGGAUCGACUCAAAUCUCUGCAACAUGACAACGAGACCGUGGAGCGACAAACUGCUGAAGAAGAUGAGGAACAUAUUGCGCUUCUCAAGGAGCUUGAGAAACAGCGGGAUGAGUUGAGGAAGCGCGUGAGAGAAAAGGACGAGGCCAGUGGUGAUCUCAAGAAGCAUGUCAACAAGCUGGAGAGCGUCAAUCGUACGGUGCAAAGUGAAAAGGCCAAGCGUGAGAGAGUGCUCCAGCAGAAAGAGGCCGAUCGCAAAAAACGGAAGAGUGAUCUUCUACGAUGGCGAGAACAGGUUGCUCAGCUAUGUACUGAGGCUACGCGCGUUAGGGAAGAGAAGUUGCGUUUGGAGGAGGAGGGAAGGAAGGAAGCCGAGGAACUCAGCGAGAAGCUCGCAAAGGAGCAAGCCGAGAUUAAGAUAUUGGAAGGGGAGAUUCAGGACAAAGGUGGUAGGGUCAAGAAGCUCGAGGAUGACAGGAAGGACCCAGAUGCGGAUGGAGACGAUGGCAAAGAGCUGGAUCGAAUUGAUAACGAACGGGCCCGGCAGUGGGAAAUCAAGUUCAACAGUCUUCAAGCACAAUACGCCCACCUUGUUGGCAUCAGCACCCGAGCCCAUCAAGAGUACCAAGAAGCACAGGACCGCUUGAAGUGGUUAACCUCGCAACGCGCCGCCAGCGGCGCUGCUCCAUUCCCACUAUCCGCUCUGGAUCUGGACUUGCCCAGCGGUGCAACUAUCCGUCCCCCGCGUCGUCACCGCAGUUCCCUCAAUAGCAACGUCUCAUCGCCGAUGAACUUCCCUCCUUUGGAGCCGUUUCCUACCAGCAUAGCCUACAACCCUCCUACAACCAGCUCUCCUACUUUUGCUCCAGCGCCGUCUUUCUUCAACAUCAACAAUGGAAUGACCCUUCCCGGUCUGACAGGUGACUCUGAAAGUUUCCGUCGGGGGUCCGACUUUUCCAUUGCCAAUCCCCAAAUGAGUCCUCGGGCGGAUGCACUGCUCCCGUCCGAUCUGUUAGGCGACGAAGAAUCCCCAGAGUUACCUAGACCUAUCAUAAGACCUCGGUUCUCAGAUAUUGAUCAAUCGACCACUCAGCGUGAUAGCUUCCCUACCGGGCCGGUGUCGCCAGUGUCUUCUGGAAGUCGACCGGCAAGUCUUCUCACCAGUCCACAGGAAUCACAGAAUCGCUCCCAGGACGUCGAUAAUCAAACUCUGCCUCUAGGCGUUGCAGAUGAGGCCCCCAAAAGUGCGACGAGACGACUGUCUGGCUUUUUCGGCCUCAAUCGCCCGCGUGGAAAAACUCUCGCAGAGGAAGGGCCUCUUCUGGGAACCCUGAAGCCAGGUCAGAGCCAGUCAUUCCCUCGAGAGUUUGAUGAGAUAGAUCCCAUCACGUCCAGGCGUCGUCGUCUAAGCCACACCACCAGCUGGGCCAACCCAAUGUCUUUGCUCCCGAGGAACAACACAACUGGCGGAGUCACCGCGGACAGCUCGUCGGAUCAUCUGCCCUCCAGGCGCACUGCAAUCUCCAGUAUAUUUUCACCCAGUCGGUUCGGAUUUGGCAGCAACAAUAGCCUGAGCAAGUCUGGCGAGGGGUCUGGCUACAACCAAUUUAGCCCUAGACACGAUCCUAUCGACCCAUCAUCGAUACUGGGUACGGUUCGACGGGGCUCGUUGUCCCCUAAGCCAUCGUCCGCAUUUUUAGAUAACCUGCUCCCUCAUCCUUCCACAGAUAAUCGCCACUUUGGUUGGCCAUCGGCAGACAAGUCUGGUCACCGCAGUCCCCUCGGGUUCGAUUGGGCUUCCCCAUCCACAUGGUCGAGAACACAAUCCAGACGCCCGUCUACUACUCAUUACGGCUCUUCCGGCCAUCUCCCUCUAGGUCUCGCGGAGACUGAUUUUAUCGACGACUCAUCGACCUUUGAAAGACAAGGUCGCCCGUUGCAGGCGCCUAUUGGCACACGGCCGUCGUCCUCGCAUCGCCCAAUCACUCCGAAGUUAAACCCGGCGGCACCUACGUUUGACAUAUUCGGGAAGCGAUCCAACAAGAAGGAAGGAAAGGACAAGAAGGGGAAGGAUAAGGAUGCGGAUACGUCAUUUGACAUGGCGUUUGAAGGCGAUUCCCCCUCGGAAUCCCGCGUCUCUCGGGAUUCUCGAUCCCUCAGCAACUUUCCGCGUGACUCUUAUGAGGACCUUGAACGCAUGCCGUCCGCUGCCUCCACGGAUAACGCCGGAUCGAAAGAAUCAUUUAUCCGAAAAAUUACCCGGAAAGGCAGCUCCAGCAAGUUUAACUCUUGGAAGGAUCGCUCGAAUCUAUUUUUCAAGAAAGGAGAUUCAUCAGCAGGCGACAUUGAAGAGGAUGGCGACGAUUCGCACCUUGCCAAGAGCAUCGAUAGCACUGUUUCUAGCACACAUUCAGCCGACAGGUUGAGCAGGAGCAGCCUAAACUUCUUUAGCCGCAAGUCGAAGAAGUCGGACAAGGCGGCCAGCGAGACUAGUGAAAGGCCCAGCGAACGGGCCAGUGAGUUUGGUGAUGAUGACAUUCCUGAGGAGGAGACUACCUCCUGA